GAAGUGGAAUUUGCUGCCUCUCUGUAUAAUAAUGCCAUAGACUUUUAAAAGGCUAUUUUUAAUAUCAAGCAAUUAAAAGGUGGCACCUUGACUGGGAAAGCCCUGAAUUUCACACUGGCACUCAUGAAGGAGGGAAAGAAGGACAGGAAAAGUGAAGUUCUCUGCUUCCUCAUUGUAUUGACUGAUGUUAAGUCCCAGGACAGUGUCCUGGAGUCUGCAGCAAGACUAAAGGCUGAACAAGUUAUUAUUCAUGCAGUUGGCAUUGGAGAGGCUAACAAAACACAGCUGCUGCAAAUAGCUGGGAAAGAAAACAGGGUUAACUUUGGGCAGAACUUUGAUUCCUUAAAAAGUAUAAAAAAGGAUGUGAUUUGCAGCAUCUGCACUAAAAAAGGAUGUGAAGACAUGAAGGCUGACAUCAUGUUUCUGGUGGAUAGUUCUGGAAGUAUAGGAUCUGCUAAUUUUGAGACAAUGAAAACCUUCAUGAAAGACCUGUCGACUAAGAUUGACAUUGGUGCAAACCAAACCCAGAUUGGUGUGGUUCAGUUCAGUAAUCAUAAUAAGGAAGAGUUCCAGCUUAACAAAUACUUUACAACAAGAGAAAUUUCUGAUGCAAUAGACAGGAUGUCUCCCGUUGAUAAUACCACCUUGACAGGAAGUGCAUUAACCUUUGUAAGUCAAUAUUUUGCCCACCCCAAGGGGGCCCGUCCCCAGGUCAGAAAGUUUCUCAUCCUCAUCACAGAUGGUGAAGCACAAGAUGAUGUGAGGGUUCCUGCAAUUGCUCUUCGGGAAAGUGGGGUGAUCAUCUUCUCUGUGGGAGUGUUUGGUGCCAACAGGACUCAGCUGGAAGAGAUCAGCGGAGAUCGAACCCUCGUUUACCAUGUUGAGAACUUUGACCUCCUGAAAGCACUCAAAAAUAAACUCAUCUUUAAAGUGUGUGCUCUCCAUGAUUGUAAAAGGAUUGAACAGUUAGACAUUGUCUUUGUGCUGGAUCACUCUGGCAGCAUCAAUUCAGAACAGCAAGAAAGCAUAGUCAACCUGACUGUCCAUUUGGUGAAAAAAGCAGAUGUUGGCAGGGACAGAGUUCAGUUUGGAGCUCUCAAAUAUUCAGACGAUCCUGAGAUUCUUUUCUACCUUAACACAUACUCCACCAGUUCAGCAAUCACUGAGAAUCUGAGGAGACGCAGGACUACUGCAGGGAAUACCUACACUGCCAAGGCUGUCAAACACUCGAGCAUCAUGUUCAGAGAGGAGCACAGCAGCUGCAUCAAGCAAAACGUGAAGCAGAUGCUGAUCAUCAUCACAGACGGGGAAUCCCAUGACCGAAGCGAGCUCAGCAGUGCAGCAGCAGCAUUGCAAUUAAGAGACAAAGGCAUCACCAUCUUUGCAGUGGGUGUAGGAAAAGCCAACCAAGAUGAACUGGAGAUGAUGGCAGAGCAUAAAAACAAUACUAUCCAUGUGGAGAAUUUUGACAAACUGAAAGAUAUUUAUCUGCCUCUACAAGAAAGAAUGUGUACCAAUGCACCAGAAACCUGUGACCUUCAGGAAGUUGAUGUGGUAUUCCUUUGUGAUGGGUCUGACUUGGUAUCAGAUUCAGAGUUUGUUGCCAUGAUGACUUUCUUGUCAGAUUUAACUGAUAAUUUUAAACUUCAGCCUCACAUGCAAAUUGGGAUGGCUCAAUAUGGAAGCUGCUACCAGGAAAUUAUUGAGUUGAAAAAUUCUCUGACUACAACCCAGUGGAAGUCAAAAAUUCAAACUGUUGCCAAAACCAAUGGGUUUCCGCAAAUUCACUAAGGCCUUAAACAUGUGCUCCAUAUGUUUGAUCCACCCACUGGUGGGAGAAAAAAUGCUGGUGUUCCUCAGAUUUGGGUGAUUAUCAUAUCUGAGCAUCCUGCCUAUAAUGUGAUAGAUGCAGUAAAAGCCCUAAAAGACCUUGGAAUUUGUAUCCUGGUUUUGGGCAUUGGCGAUGUUAAUAAAGAACAGCUUCUGCCGAUAUCCAGCAAUUCUGAAAAAAUAAUCACUUUGCAAGACUUUAAUAGAUUAAGGAAUGUGGAUGAAAAAAGAAUGGUUCGUGAAAUCUGCCAGAGCUGUGGGAAAACCAGUUGCUUUGUGGAUGUAGUGGUCGGGUUCAACAUUUCCACUCACCUUCAAGGUCAGCCUUUGUUCCAGGGCCACCCCCACUUGGAAUCGUCCCUCCCAGGCAUUUUACAGGAUGUCACUUCCACCAGGAGCGUGAGCUGUGGGGGAGGUGCUGGGGCCCAGGUGAGCCUGGCCUUUAGGGUGAACAGUGAUGGAGAGUUCCCUGCCAAGUUCCUAAUCUACCAGAAGGCAGUGUUUGACUGCUUGCUGCAAGUUUCCAUCCGUGGCCCAACUCAUCUGAAUGCACAGUUCUUGCAGUCCCUGUGGGACACAUUUGAGGACAGAUCUGCAUCCCAGGGACAGGUGCUGCUGAUCUUUUCAGAUGGUCUCCAGGAUGAAAGCAUCACAAUGCUUGAAAAUCAAUCAGACAGGCUGAGAGAAGCAGGACUUGAUGCUCUGCUGGUGGUAGCUCUCAGCACAGCUGCUCAGGAUGAGUUUUCCAGCUUUGAAUUUGGAAAAGGAUUUGAUUAUAGGACUCACUUGACCAUUGCAAUGACAGAGCUAGGCAGCAUGCUGUCAAAGUACCUGGGAAACAUUGCAGAGAGGACUUGUUGCUGUACAUUUUGCAAAUGCCAAGGGGUCCUGGGACCUCACGGAACCCAGGGAUUGCAAGGUUUCAAGGGUUCUUCAGGUCAGAAAGGCAGCAGAGGACACAGGGGAGAAGACGGAGACCCUGGAAGAAGAGGAGAAACUGUACCCCAAGGAGAAGGGAUUACAGGAUGUUCAGGGCAGCGGGGUCAAAAGGGAGCCAAAGGACUUUCCACCUCUCAGGGAGAACCAGGCGACAGUGGGGUGGAUGGAACUGAUGGAGAGGAGGGAUUACAUGGAUUUCCUGGGAAAAAAGGAGAAAAAGGUGAUCCAGGAUCUCAGGGCCACCCAGGUUCCAGAGGCGCCCCCGGCAGAGAUGGAGGAAAGGGCUUCCCAGGAGAUCCGGGUAAUCCAGGACGAAACAGUAACAUCAAAGGACAAAAGGGCUCCAAAGGAGAACAAGGAAGACAAGGUAGAACUGGGCAGAAGGGGACACAAGGCAGUCCCAGCUCCAGAGGAAGAAGGGGAAUGGAAGGCCCAAGAGGGCCCCAGGGAGCUUUGGGGAAACCGGGAAAUCCUGGACCUCAAGGUGCACUGGGAGCUAAAGGAUUACAAGGCCCACAGGAUGGAAAUCCUGGCAGAAAAAGAGAAAAAGGAAACCAGGGGCACAAAGGACCUCAGGGUUCUUCUGGGAUAGUGGGACUUAAAGGGAGCAUUGGAAGAACUGGACCUAUGGGGAGAAAGGGGGAACCUGGAGUUCCUGGAGACCCAGGUCCAGUGGGGCCACCUGGACAGCGUGGAAAGCAGGGUCCAAGAGGAUUCCCUGGAGAUAUGGGGCAGAAGGGUGAAGUUGGCAAUACUGGAAUUCCUGGGGAGCUUGGACCCAAAGGAUUUUGGGGACUAACUCUCACUGUAGGCUUGAAAGGUGAAAUUGGACAUCAUGGAUUGCAAGGCCUUCCUGGGCGGAAAGGCCCUAAAGGCAUGGCAGGGGAGCCUGUGUUUUCUCAGUGUGAUCUGAUCCAGUUUGUGAGGAACUAUACUUCUUGUUGGAAAGAAAAGUGUCCAGUAUACCCAACAGAGUUGGUUUUUGCCUUGGAUCAAUCCUCUGGUGUCACCGAAUGGAGAUUUAAUGAAACAAGGGAAAUCAUCACUUCCAUUGUCAAGGACCUUAAUGUCAGGGAAAAUAAUUGUCCCAUGGGAGCAAGGGUUGUUGUGGUUUCCUACGAGUCAGACACCAACUAUCUUAUCCGUUCGUCUGACUACCAUAGCAAGAAGCAACUUCUCCAGCUUCUUUCCCAAAUAGAACACCAAGUCCCCACCGGGGUCCUAGACAUUGGCAACGCACUAAGGUUCGUGGCCCACAAUGUUUUCAAGAGGACGUAUGCAGGAGCCAAUGUGAGGAAAGUUGCGGUGUUUUUUAGCAAUGGUCAAGCAGCCAACAGUUCACCCAUCCUCAUAGCCACCAUGGAGUUUAGUGCCCUAGAUAUCAGUCCAGCGGUUUUUGCUUUUAAUGAAAGAGCUUUCCUCGAUCAAGCUUUUCGGUUUGACAACACUGGAACGUUUCAGGUGAUCCCAAUGCCUUCAGAUAGGGAACGUGAACAUCUAGAAAGGCUGCGAUGAUGUGUACUUUGCUAUGAUAAAUGCUUUCCAAAUAUUUGUGCUAACGAGAGCUUCUUACCUGAAAAUUCAUACAUGGAUGUAGCCUUCCUUUUAGACAGUCCUCAAAAUAUAGCAAAUGAUGAUUUUAAGGCCCUGAAAAACUUUCUGAGCUCAGUAAUUGACAACUUCGACAUUGCUUCAAACCCUACAAUCUCAGAGUCUGGUGAUAGGAUUGCCUUGUUGAGCUAUUCUCAGGAUGCUUCCAAAAAGGGUAGAGUAAAAACAGAGUUUGACUUUACAACUUAUGACAACCAAGUACUAAUGAAGAGCCACAUUCAGACUUCCCUUCACCAGCUGAAUGGAGAUGGCACCAUUGGUCAUGCCCUGCUGUGGGCCAUAGAACAUCUCUUCCGAGAAACACCCAGCCUGAGAAAACAAGUCAUCUUUGUGGUCUCAGCUGGAGAAAACCAUGAGACAUAAGAAUUUGCAAAGAAGGUGGCUUUGCGGGCCAAGUACGAAGGCUAUGUCAUAUUUGUGAUUUCCCUGGGCUCUGACGACAUGGAACAGUUAGCCAGUUACCCACUUGAUCACCAUCUGAUACAGCUUGGGAGAAUGCACAAGCCAGAUCUGAAUUAUAUCGUGAAGUUCCUAAAGCCAUUUAUAUACUCAGUCAGAAAAGAAUUCAAUUAGUACCCACCACCCAUGCUGGAGGAUGCCUGCAGGCUCGUCGGUUUAGAAGAUGAUCAGAGCAGCAGUAGCCAAUGAGUCAGAAGGCUGUUAUAUUCACAAGUAACUGCUAACAGUCUCAUUGGCCAGGAGCUCAGCACUGGGAGACAGUCACCUUUUGUGUUGGAGGACAGUGGAGAUGCCCAUUUGGUUUACAUCCCAAAUGGAAUGUUAGAGCCACAUAAACUAGUGACUAACUAUGAGAAAGGUCAGGAGCCCACAGAAGCUACAAGUCUGACUUCCGGAUAUGAAAAUCAUGGCAGGAAAAAAGAACCAGUUCUGACUUAUGAACCAGGAGAUGCUUCUCUUCAAGGAUAUUGCAUGAAUGUGGCCUUCCUCAUAGGUGCUUCCCAAAGAGUAGGGCAUGAUGAGUUUAAGGAAGUGAAAGCUUUUAUAACCUCAGUUCUUGAUUACUUUUACGUUACCCCAGAUCCACUGACUUCCACCUUAGGGGACAGAGUGGCUGUCCUGACCUACUCUCCACCCAGGUAUCUGCCUGACACUGAAGACUUCCCUGUCUACCUGGAAUUUGAUUUGAUUACUUAUAGCAAUAUACAUCAAAUGAAACAUCAUCUCCAACACUCUCUUCAACUGAAUGGAGAUGUUUUCAUCGGUCAUGCCCUGCAGUGGACAAUUGAUAAUGUCUUUGUAGGGACCCCUAAUCUGAGGAAAAACAAAGUUAUCUUUAUAAUAUCUGCUGGUGAAACCAACCCAUUAGACAAGGAAAUCUUAAGGAAUGUAUCUCUGAGAGCCAAGUGUCAAGGCUACUCCAUAUUUGUAAUUUCCUUUGGUCCUCUACACAAUGACAAGGAAUUAGAAGAAUUAGCCAGCCAUCCCCUGGAUUACCACUUAGUCCAGCUUGGUCAGACCCACAAGCCAGAUCUGAACUAUGUCAUCAAGUUCAUCAAGCCAUUUGUUCAUUUAAUUAGACGUGGUAUCAACAAAUAUCCCAACAGUGACCUGAAAGCCCAGUGUGACAACAUCACCUUUCCCAGACAGGAGAACAUCAGCACAGAGAACACUGUAUUACUUAUUCCUGAGGUGUAUGAAAUAGAGACAGAGGACAGUGGACUCUUUGGUCACCUUGGUUCCCAGGAGCAACAUUUCUUUGAAUCAGGGAACAACAGUAAUAAUUGUGGGAUUGCUGCUGAUUUGAUUCAGAAGUUAUAUAUGCUCUUUUCACCUGGGGAAGUGAUGGUGAAUGACAAGCAAGAAGCACAUUCAGAAGAAAUUACAGCUUCAGGAAAUGAUGAGCAACAAGGAAAAAAAGGCAGGCAAAAGAGACAAGUUUCCACCGCCAAAAGACGCUCUCCAGCAAGACCCUGCCCUCCCGCAAGAAGACUGCAAGCCUACGGCGAAGCAGCGGGUGGCAGCUCCAGCAGGGAGCGGAGCUGCCUCCUUAGUGCGCUCCUGCGGGCGCGCAGAGAUUCUAAGCGCCCCGGUGCCCCGCGCUCGGUCUCCGGGGAGGGUGUGCAGCUACGAACAGGAGCUCUACGCAGGAGACAACCUGGCAGACAGUCCAAGCCGCAGAACGCCCACUCCCACCGUCACCCCUCCGGCGGCGCCCGCCUCCCGGAGACGCGCGGGCCGCGGGCGGGCGGUGGGGAGCGUUUCCCGGGGCGGGGCGACUCGCACAUAGGCUCGGGCGGGCCUGGGCCCCCGUCCCGGUGUCGCGGGCUGCACCGUCUUGCUCCGCGGGGAGCGCCCGGGCCGGCCGGUCUCCGAGGUGAGUGCGGGCUGCAGCGGGAUGCACGGCGGUCUCCGAGGGGAAGCCCUGGGUCCGAGCGGGCGGGGCGCACUCCGGGCGGAGCUCAGGGCGAGGACUGCGAGAGACGGAAAGAAGUGAACUUCUAA
Molecule: messenger RNA, 6843 nt
Organism: Chinchilla lanigera (long-tailed chinchilla)
Lineage: Eukaryota; Metazoa; Chordata; Mammalia; Rodentia; Chinchillidae
Product: collagen alpha-5(VI) chain
Biological process (GO): extracellular matrix organization
Molecular function (GO): extracellular matrix structural constituent conferring tensile strength
Source: RefSeq, a predicted model, not a curated record